AUGGGUGCAACAGCUAUAAUUGUAAUCGAUACUGAUAGACAAUAUGAUGAACAAGCUAUUUUUGAACAUAUUAAAAAUAUUAAUAAAGAAUUAAAUGGAAAAGCAAAUGAAAAGAUAUAUUGUGGUAUUAAUAAUUAUCAAGAAUUUUAUGAUAAAAAAAAAUACUGCACAAUGAAAUGCCUUUCAAUUUGUGCACCAGCUCAUAUUCGUGUAUUUGUCUGUUGGAAUUAUCAACCUGAUAUUUGUAAAGAUAAUAAACAAACAAGUUAUUGUGAUUUUGGUGAUAGUUGUAACUUUUUACAUGAUCGUUCUGAUUAUAAACAUAGAUGGCAACAUGAACAAGAAUGGAAUGAAUAA
Messenger RNA from Rotaria sp. Silwood2, 357 nucleotides. The record is from the annotation of a GenBank genome assembly. NCBI's taxonomy places the organism in Eukaryota, Metazoa, Rotifera, Eurotatoria, Philodinida, Philodinidae.